Copidosoma floridanum is the source of this 6909-nucleotide messenger RNA. RefSeq names its product Cyclin-dependent kinase 12 (gene Cdk12). The record is from RefSeq and is a predicted model, not a curated record. Gene Ontology annotation, molecular function: RNA polymerase II CTD heptapeptide repeat kinase activity; cyclin binding; ATP binding. Gene Ontology annotation, cellular component: nucleus; cyclin/CDK positive transcription elongation factor complex. Gene Ontology annotation, biological process: protein phosphorylation; positive regulation of transcription elongation by RNA polymerase II. Lineage: Eukaryota; Metazoa; Arthropoda; Insecta; Hymenoptera; Encyrtidae.
GGCCUCGAUCGCGACGAAAUGGGACGCUUUUUAUCGAAUCUUUAAACUUUCAAUUUUUGGGUGAGAGUCGAGAUCCGUAACAUUUUGAGAUCUCAUUCUCGCGCGACUACAUCUUUCUGUAGCUCUUUUAAUUGAAAUCAAAAACAUUAAAUCUUCGUGCCUCCUCGUUUUGCAGAGGAUAAUAUCUAGAGCACACGCACACAUACAUAUUUUUACGCAUUUGCGCAUCAGAGCACAUACAUUUUUUCUCUCCGCUGCAGUGUAGGUAUACGCCUCUAAUAGUCCAAAUGGCCGCUGCUGCGGCAGCACGGCCGUCCAUAUUGCCACAUCUGCACGUAUCGCCAGCACGCUCGAUGCACACGAACAUUGAUCUCUCGUUUUCGCUACCCGAGACAUUCCAACAAAUUAAUAAUUAAACGCCCUGCGUUGACGAUACAUACAACAAAUAACAAUGAGGACAUGAUGCGUCGAUAAUUGAAAAAGACAAAGCGAGAGAGAAGGAAAAUAAGGAAGACAACCGCAUGGGCGACGAGAAAACAGGGCGCCAUUAAAGCUACACCACGACGUUUGCUCUUCUCGUAGCUAUUUCUCUUCCUUGACCGCGUGCUUCGAGGCCACGACGUUGCAAUAACCUUGUCUCCGUGUGGACUUCUUUGGAGGAAAAAAAAACAACUCCGGACCGCGGACGUGUGUUGUGCAAAAGUAGUGCGCGCGUGUCAAGACGUGUAUAGGAAGAAAAAAAAAUUUUACAUUAAACAACUCCCAGAAGUAAGGGGUAUUCCCCGGGGACACAAUAAAAAAAAACAUCGUUGGAAGGCCACAACUACCCAGACUAUCGAGAGGAUCCUGAGGCGCGCGUCUGCUCCCAGGAGGACCAGCAGUUCGAUGCCAAGUCACAGGCCCUGGAACAGCGCCGCGUCAUCACCAAUUGAGCGUUGCACUAGGUGACAUGCCUAGCAGUCGUGAUAUCGAGCGAGCGGAACGCAACGGUCGCUACAAGUCCUCGCGAAGGAAAGACAGCACCAGUGGCCUCGGCGGUAGUGAGCUGUUAUCCCUCGGCAUCAGUGCUCCUAGUGGCAGCUCCAGCCGGAGCUACGAAGUAGCCGCGGCUGCGGCAGUCGUAGCUCAAAGUGUCGAGUCCGUAGUAGGGGGAGGCUCAAGCCUGAGCUUGGGUAGACAUCGCCGGCACCAUCGCCGGGCCGGUGGUAUCAAGAAAAAGAAGAAGCGUUCGCGAGACAGCCGCUCGGGCAUUGGACACCACCAGUCCCUGACCAAAAAGCCCCUCGUCGAGUACUCGGACGUCAGCAGUGAGGACCUUUCAGAACCAGAGGCUGGUGAGAUCCAAUCAGAAGACAGUCGCGGAGGCCACAGCUACACGGACGGCGAGGUGCCCGAAUCACUGCUAAGGCCCCGGUACUAUGGGGGGACUGCUGCUGAUCCCCAACUUACCCGUGGACUCGACACAUCGCCCAUCAGUCUAUCGCCCCCGCCACCUGUACACACGCGUCUAUCCAAAAAGUCGUCGCAGCAGCAGCACUACGGCGCCCCUACGUCUCCCGCGCUCCUGCGCUCGGUUGAGGUCGCCAUGGCCGGUAACUACGUGGACGAAGAGCAGCGUCGCGUUCGCCGCAAAGAGAAAAAGCACAAACGCGACAAGAAAAAAGCUCGGGUCAGCCUCAGUCCGGGCUCCAGUGUGUCCAGCAGCAAGAAAAAGAAAAAACGCAAGUCGAAGCGCGCCUCUCGUAGCGUCAGCCCCACAGGUAUGAUGGUCGCGGGCGGCGAGCUGCUGCACUCCCAAGCGCUGACCAGCUGGCGGCUCCAGCAACAGCAUCAGUCCGGCCACUCGCCGCCCCGCAUGAGCCACAAGGCGAGCACUUCGCCAAUCUCACCUGCCACGCCACCUGAGCGGCGCUCACCCAGCGACAUGGACCUCGAGUCACCACCCUCACGGCAGCACAUGACAACGCCCCCGCAGUCUACGUCCAUACACGCGUCCAUGCUGCACCAGCAGCAGGUCGUCGGCAGACACAUCGAGUCACCGCACACUCCGUUACUACCGCCCCAUCGAGCCAUCACGCCCGAUAACCAUCACCACUCGAGCAAGUCCAAGCAAGGUGGUGGUGGCGGUGGCGGUAGUGGUCACCCGCAUAGCCCAGACUCACGACACAAGUCCUCUCUGGCUCACCUAAGCCCGAACCACGUCAGCUCGAGUCGACGGAGGCCUCACAGUCCGACCAGUCCGCCGCCGUCUUCGUCUUCGAGUAAACGGCGCAGGGAGCACAGUCCGACCUCGGGAAGCAGGCGUCGGGACUACAGUCCCUCGAAUCACAGCUCGAUGCACAGGAUAAGCAGCAGGCACAGCCCGAGUCCGAGCUCGCAUCGAAAGAGCCGGGCCGACGACUUGCUUAUCAACAGGUCGUCGCCCUCGUCAUCCAGCCGAAAGAGAAGAAGAGAAGACUCCUCCUCGAGGCAGCACAGGCAUCACGAGAAAGACAGGAGGGACAAGAGAAAAUUAGCGAGGAGCCCAGUAGGCUCGUCCUCCUCGAGGGCGCACCUGUCUCGCUCGAGGUCACGCAGCCCACACCGUAGCUGGCGCAAGUCGCGCUCGCGUUCUCGCUCCCGACGGCGCAGCCGUACCCCCAAAAAGUCUCACUCGCCGAGCAAGUCGCACAAAUCGUCGCGCAAGCGCCGCUCAAGGAGUCCACGGAUCUCGCGCAUACCCUCGCCGGUUCACCGUCGCAAGUCACCGAAUAGCCUCCUGAAACAUAAGCUCCAGGUCGCGGAAAAGGUCCAACAGACCAGCUUGUUUGCCGAACUGGUCAAGGAUCGCAAUAUGCGGGAACUCGCGCUCAAAAGGCUACAAGCAGCCAAGGAGAAGGCUAGUCAGGACGAUGUGCAAAUAAUUGAAGGCUCGGACGACAAGGACAACAGUAACGGCUCCUCGUCAACGACGACCAUCGAGAGGAACAACGAUAAGUCCUCAACAGCCGCUACGACACCUCUUACGAAUGUAGACUUGACCGUCGACGUUCUCGAUAUACCCGUUCCUCAAACGAACAUUCUACCGCCUACGUUGCCAGAGGCACAGACUCCACAAAUAGAGAUACAAACGUCGACACAGACACAGGUGCAGGCGCAGACGCCGAUACUGCAGACAAAGGUGCAGUCGCUAGCACCAGUGCAAGUGGCAACGGAGACGUUGGUUCCAGCCGUGCCAAGCACCGUCCUGAUUGGUGUCCCGCUCGCUGUGGAUGAUUCUAUGACCGAUGCUCCUACACCGGUAGUUCUCAUUCCUAAUGCUACCACCUUGGACACGUCAACACAAAAUGACACGCCUGUGGCUCCUAAGACACCUCCGUUGCCGGUGGCACCUGUCUUACCAGCCGUUGUAUCAAUGUUCACGCAACAGCAGCAACAACAACAGCCACAACCAAAGCUGGAGAUUUCUGCAUCUGCAGCGGCGUUGCAGGUUGGAGCAGCCAUUGCAGCUCAGGCCGCACAUGUAUAUAAUAAUUCUCUUGCUCCGGGUAACGACGCACCCAUUGCAAGUAUUCCGGGAGUAUCGAUAACAACAACAGCUGUUCAGAAUUUGCCAGCUGUAACACAACACAUGCCACAGCAAAAGCCACAAGUAGUUCAGCCGGUACAAUUACAGCCUCAGUUGCAACAGCUUCAACAGCAACUCCAGCAACAUUUGCAGCAGCAGCAACAACAACAGCAGCAACAGCAGCAGCAUUCGCCACAUCAUGCUCAUCAUCCAGACGUUAAUCCAGUUAUUCCCAUAUCAUCAGGUCUACCUCAAGUGCCUGUCCCAGUGCCUCUACCCGUACCAGCACCGCCUCCUUCGGCAGUCGUCGCUCGUGUUCCGACUCCCACUCCUACUUCUAUCCCUACUCCAGUCCCAAUUCCAACACCAGUCCCAACCCCAGUUCUAAUUCCAACCCCUGCUCCUAUCCCAACCCCAACCCCAACACCUGCUUCCGCACCUGUUGUGUCGAUGGUUACCGCACAUCCACCCGUACUCCCUCCUAUGAUACAUAAUGCCCCUCCCGUUGGGCCACCUCCCGUGACCACAUCUGCUUUCCCUACGACCUCGGCUAUUGCCAAAUUAUUCAGUACCCCCGAUAACCUUGUACCAGUUCCUAUAAAAUCUGUUGAUACGCCAAAGCAGCCAGUUCUUUCAUUCAAAACUAGUAUCCUCAACAAGCUGCCGAUGCCUCCUGGCCCAUAUCAAAACGAUCUAGAGAGCAUAGACUCCCCGCCAAGUCGUUCUCCUACACCACCUCCAACUAAGCCAAUGGUAAAGUUGACUCCGAUUAUCGGUAGCACUACACCUGUCACUCCAAAGCCGAAAAAACGUGGUAUCAAAGACCUACCCAUGCCACCUGUCAUUGCUGGUACGGAAGAUCUUAGUGGUGAUGAUGACGCGGUAUCGACUCCACCGCGGAACAAAAUCGAACGGAUAACUCCAAAACCAAAGCUGAAAAGACCAAAAAUAUUGAAAAAGAAGGGUUUACGAAACAAUAACAUACCUAUGUCGGCUUCUGGUGGCAGAGAUUGGGGAGAACGGUGUGUCGAUGUGUUUCAAGUCCUUGAUCAAAUCGGUGAGGGUACUUAUGGUCAGGUGUACAAAGCGCAAGACAAAAGGGCUAGUGUUAUUGUUGCUCUGAAAAAGGUACGAUUAGAAAAUGAAAAAGAUGGAUUCCCGAUCACGGCUGUGCGAGAAAUCAAAAUCCUGCGACAGCUUAAUCAUAAAAAUGUUGUCAAUCUGAGGGAAAUCGUUACUGAUAAACAAGACGCUCUUGAUUUCCGAAAAGACAAGGGAUCUUUUUACUUGGUUUUUGAGUACAUGGAUCACGACUUGAUGGGUUUGUUAGAGUCUGGAUUAGUCGAAUUUAAUGAGAUGAAUAAUUCCAGCAUAAUGAAGCAGUUACUCGAUGGCUUGAACUAUUGUCACAGCAAAAACUUUCUACACCGUGAUAUUAAAUGUUCCAAUAUUCUUAUGAACAACAAGGGUGAAGUCAAGUUAGCUGAUUUUGGUUUGGCUAGGCUGUACAAUGCAGAGGAUAGGCAACGUCCUUACACGAACAAAGUAAUCACUUUAUGGUACAGGCCACCGGAACUAUUGUUGGGAGAAGAACGUUAUGGUCCUGCAAUCGACGUGUGGAGUUGUGGAUGUAUUUUAGGAGAAUUAUUUUUAAAGAAACCAUUAUUUCCUGGAAACACGGAAAUGAUGCAACUGGAUUAUAUAUCCAAAGUUUGUGGAACACCAACGCCAGCAGUAUGGCCAACUGUGAUAAAAUUACCUCUAUGGCAUACUUUGAAACCGAAAAAAACACACAGACGAAGGCUUCGAGAAGACUUUAAUUUCAUGCCAGGUACUGCGUUAGAAUUAUUGGAUAAAAUGCUGGAGUUGGAUCCGGACAAGCGCAUAACAGCUGCUGACGCUCUGAAGAGCCCAUGGCUUAAACAUGUGAAUCCAGAACAAAUGCCGAUACCUAAAUUGCCAACGUGGCAAGAUUGUCACGAGCUGUGGAGUAAGAAUAAAAGACGACAGUUGAGAAAACAACAAGAAAUACAAGGCGGAAUUCCAUUGAUGUCAGUAUCAAAUAGAGACGGCAUGCAAAAAAUUAUCGAGGACCUCGACGUUGGGGGGUCAUCUAAAAGAUUAAAAAUGGAGGCAGGUUAUGGUUCAGUCCUGCGAUAUGGUUCAGAACCACACGUGAUGGGUGGCGAUGGAAUGUUUAGCCAAAGUGCUCCAUUCGCCUCUUCACCAUACAGUUAUAACAGUCCACCACCAGUGAAACCCAGAAGUAAUAUCAGAGAUGGAUCUCACUUUCCAGAAUAUACAACGGAAGACAGUCUUGCUCGUAAAUUAACUAGUCUUACAGGAGCCCUAAAUCAAGGAAAACCUAUCAGCGUUGAUGAUCUUAUGUCCCUUAAAACAGAUAAUGAGACUGAUCCAAAAGCAGCACAAUUAUUAGCCGAACUGCACACAGAGCUUCGCUUGGCCAGCAACGUAAAGCAGAGCGGAUCAGUGGAUCCUCGUCAACCUGUCCUAAAUCCACCAAUGCUAGAUUCUCCUUUCCCAGUAAAUAAAAGUCAAAAGAGCUCUUUCGACGCGCACGCUGUUUACGCUGGUGAUGAUGCAGUAAGUUCGGGUAGCCGAUGGUCACAAAUCGCUACUAUCGGCGUUAGGACCGCAUUGUCCGCUUUGAUGUCACGUUAUGGUUUAGAGACAUGCCCAAGCAGCCCAAGUGCCUCCAGUGUCUCCAUUAGUGCAGGUCGACCAAUAAUUAAAUCCGUUUCUUUAGUUAGCCUGCCAAAAAACGUUUUUCUACCCUCCACGUCUUCUCGAUCUACGUUUAGUCCAUAAAAUUUAAUAUUUUAUGUAUAAAAUGUACAUAAUGUAAGUACACACAACUUGUCUCGCUUGUGAUAUUGUAGACUAAAAAAUUAAAAAAAAAGAUGAUUCCUAGUAAAGUUUUGAAUGAUUAUUGUAAAUGAUGUACGUAACUUUUCAUAGAUUGUAAAAUGUGUAAUUUCGUGAAGAUUAACUUAAUUUUAAGACAAGAGUAGUUGCACUACUGCUUAUUUCAUCAGUCUUACUUUUACUGACAGAGUAGUUUCUCAAGUAUGGCAGAAUUUUGUGUAAUAAAUGACAUUUAUCCAGUGUAAUAAUUCUAUACUUGUUACAUUAAUUGUUGUACUUCUUAAUUGCAUUAACUAUAAAGCAAAACGAAUUGUGUUUAUGGUAAAAAAAAAAAAACGAAUUAUUUAUACUAAAAAUGUCUGAAGUUGUACAUAAAGCGUAUUUCUUUAUUAAGUAGAAUAUUUUGCAGAUUAUCUGCUCUCAUUGUAUAUUUGAAACAUUUAUGUAAAUACCAAAAAACCAAUCGUUAAUAAAAA